ACUUACAAAAUUUUCCAGCUAACGUAGAACGAAAUAAUUUUGAAAAAUCUGUGAACUCUUCGAAGCUUAAAAAUUCAAUGGCGUCACCGGAUACCGAUGUGCCGAUGGUUCCCGCCGGCGAGAGUUCAACCGGAGCUGGAACGUCUAACAAAAAGCCGAAGCGAUUUGAGAUCAAAAAGUGGAACGCCGUUUCUCUCUGGGCUUGGGAUAUUGUGGUAGAUAAUUGUGCCAUCUGUAGGAAUCACAUCAUGGAUCUGUGUAUCGAGUGUCAAGCUAAUCAAGCUAGCGCAACAAGUGAGGAAUGCACAGUUGCUUGGGGUGUUUGCAACCAUGCAUUCCACUUCCAUUGCAUUAGCAGGUGGCUCAAGACUCGUCAAGUGUGUCCACUUGAUAACAGCGAGUGGGAGUUUCAGAAGUAUGGUCACUAGAAUUUACUGUUGGUGUACAGUGAAUGAGAGGAGCUUCAAAACUAUGGUCAUUACAGUUUUUCUGUCAUCGACGUUGAAAAGAACAAUUCUGCUGCCUUAUGUUCCUUUCGUUUUUGCUCUGCAAAUAUCCAAAGCAAUGACUCGAACUAUGUUUUUAAUUGUCGCAUGUCUGUUUUAGGUUGCCUCAAAAGAAUGAAAUGUGUUUGGAGACUAACCAUUUCUUAUUCGAAUUUACAUAUUUUCUUUGUUCUUCAGUGUUCAUUACUAUUUGUUGCUCUAUUUAUUUUG
Messenger RNA from Solanum lycopersicum (tomato), 716 nucleotides. RefSeq names its product RING-box protein 1a. The record is from RefSeq and is a predicted model, not a curated record. Gene Ontology annotation, cellular component: nucleus; cullin-RING ubiquitin ligase complex. Gene Ontology annotation, biological process: ubiquitin-dependent protein catabolic process; protein ubiquitination. Gene Ontology annotation, molecular function: zinc ion binding; cullin family protein binding; ubiquitin protein ligase activity. NCBI's taxonomy places the organism in Eukaryota, Viridiplantae, Streptophyta, Magnoliopsida, Solanales, Solanaceae.